CUUGUGAUCCGCCCGCCUCGGCCUCCCAAAGUGCUGGGAUUACAGGCGUGAGCCACCGCGCCCGGCCCAUCCUUGUAGUCUUGUCUUGUCCCCUACCAUCCAGAGGUUACAUGCUCCAAGUAAUCUAAUAAUAAUAAAAGUAAUGACGAUCUGAGGCAGAGUGGUGGUAAAAGGAAUGGAAAGGAGAGCAUGGGUGCAAGAACAUUACAGAAGUGGACUGUAUAGGACUUGAUUAAGUAGAUACUGAGGGAUGGAAGCAGACCAAAAUGUAUCUGAGGUUUUAAGCCUGGGUGGUGCCAUCAGCCAAAAUAGCUGGAAAGAGGAACCAUGUUUAGUGUGAAAAUAUUUUCAGUUUUGGGUUGACUGCUUGUUGAUGUAACUAGGGAACUCAGGUGACUUAUACAUUGGAUUCCAGAGCUCAGAGACUGAUCAGAGCACAAGAAACAGAUUUCAGAGUCACUUUCAUAGUGGUCCGAUUGGAGGCUGUGCAGGAUGAGAUUGCCAAGGAAGAGCUUAGAAGUAGCCACCAGUGAAGACUAUAAGCUCCUGGAAAAUAUGAAUAAACUCACCAGCUUGAAGUAUCUUGAAAUGAAAGAUAUUGCUAUAAACAUUAGUAGGAAUUUAAAGGACUUAAACCAGAAAUAUGCUGGACUACAGCCUUAUCUGGAUCAGAUCAAUGUCAUAGAAGAGCAGGUAGCAGCUCUUGAGCAGGCAGCUUACAAGUUGGAUGCAUAUUCAAAAAAACUGGAAGCCAAGUACAAGAAGCUGGAGAAGCGAUGAGAAACUUAUUUUUAUGGGACAGAGUCUUUUUUUUUAAUGUGGAAGAAUGUCUUAUAAAACCUGAAUCCUGAGGCUGAUGAAUUGUGAAAACUCCUCAAAAGGAAACUAUGCUGGUCAUCCCAGGAACAUCUCAACGUUAGAGUAAACUGGAGGACUGUGGCUAUUCCUGAACCUUCUUUGAGGCAGAAUCCCUCAGAAUCUCACACUUAUAACUCCCUACCUUUUACUUGAAUGCUUUACCAUAUUCAGGACAGAGACUCUCACAAAGUUCAGAAAACAGCUGGGCUUACCAGUAAAAUAAAAUGAGAGGACCUAUUUUCUCUGGUAGUGGUUGAUUACUACAUUAUUUUCUUAAGUGGCUGGUUUUUGAGUUACUAUGUAAAUGGCUGUUUUUUCUGUUAAUGAUGCUAAUGUGUUGUAAACAAGAUUCUAAAUUUAAAAAGGAAAACAAACUUGUUCUUUGCAGCUUAUCACCUUGUGAAUGUUGGUAACUUACUUUUCCAUAAUAUUGCAAAUAACAUAAAAUGUUAAAAUAAUUCCAAGCUGAGUCUUCUAGAUUGAGCAGAAAUGGUGAAAGGAGUAUUGAUAACUUGGCAUAUGUGAUGGGCCCUUCUUGUUUAUUUUCUGUGUGAGUCAGAUUGACAUGUGGCCAGUUUUGGAAAUGUGAUGAAAACAAAGACUAGAUGGGUAUGUGUGUUUAUGUGUUGGGUGGGGAGUUGAGGAUUGCCACUUAUAAAAUAAAGGAUUUUAUAAAAUGCC
Messenger RNA from Cercocebus atys (sooty mangabey), 1539 nucleotides. RefSeq names its product biogenesis of lysosomal organelles complex-1, subunit 2 (gene BLOC1S2). Bases 493 to 780 code for a protein of 95 amino acids. Gene Ontology annotation, molecular function: gamma-tubulin binding. The transcript has 4 exons. Lineage: Eukaryota; Metazoa; Chordata; Mammalia; Primates; Cercopithecidae. Gene Ontology annotation, cellular component: gamma-tubulin complex; BLOC-1 complex; BORC complex. The record is from RefSeq and is a predicted model, not a curated record. Gene Ontology annotation, biological process: endosomal transport; lysosome localization.